AAAGAAAGAGAGACAAGUGCUCGCGCGAGACGAGAGUGGCGCAAUGGUAGCUGCUGGCUUUGCUGCUGCUGCUGCUGCUGCUGCUGGUAUUCGUUGCGGCUUCUAGCGAAAAUUGUUGUCGAAUCAAAAGGGCGUGUGUGUUAAAGAUGCAUCGGAGCGCCCGGACUCGCGGCUCGUUCGUUCCGGUGACGCUCCCAGGAAUGACGAGUGCGCGUCCAGCAGCGCGACGGUGCGAUCCAGUGGCUUAGUUACGUUCGGUGUGUGAAAUCCCCCCCGUUCGUCAUUUCUGCCCGAUGCGAGACGGAGAUGUCUGCGUCCUAAGGAACAGACGACGGACUGACAGACGGACUUUUCCGUCAACUUGUUGUGACUCCUGACGAUGCUCCACGGAGGCGUCGCGGACUCUUUACGUGGCUCUACGUGUGGAUAAGUGUGUGCGCGCGCGUUUGAUUAUUUCGAGAAACGGUGAAAUGUUUUCAUCGCCGGCGUCAGUGGGCGAGCCAUCGGGCUACGACUUUCAAAAAGAGGAGAACGCUGCCAAGUGGAAGGGAGUGUUUGUCAACUCCCUGCGCAAGGUACUAGAGCAAGUACAUCCUAGUCUUCAAGCUAGACAAGAUGCCUUAGACUAUGUGGAGAGUUUAAUUUUAAGAAUGUUAGGCAUGCUUUGUGGACAUCCACCUCCUCAAACUCCUCAAGAUGUAGAAGAGCGAGUCAGACGAACAUUUCCCACUCCCAUUGACAGAUGGGCUCUUCGUGAUGCUAAAGAUGCGCUAGAAAAAGGGAAAAAAAAGUCACCGCUAGUGCUGCCAGUUGACAAGAUCCAUCAGUUAUUACAAAAAGAAGUAUUACAACACAAAAUUGACCUGCAAGUUAGCCUGUUUGUGGUUGGAGUUUUGGAAUAUAUUUCUGCUGACAUUUUGAAGCUAGCUGGAAACUAUGUGAAGAAUAUUCACCAUGUAGAGAUUUCGUGCGAGGACAUAAGAGUCGCCAUGUACGCAGACAUGGUACUGAUGGACAUGUUCUACCAGGACGAUUGCACCGAGGGUCCACAAAGUAGUCUGGGUGCUGUUGUUUCACAGACCUAUGAAGAGUCUGUUCGAGAUCUCAUUCACGAUGAACGGCAAUAUAUCCGCGACCUACAUAUGAUUAUUAAAGUAUUCCGUGAAGAAAUAGCAAAGCUAACACAAGAUAAGACCGAACUUGAGACACUCUUCAGUAACAUUAUGGAUAUUUAUGAACUCACUGUCACGGUACUAGGCAGUUUAGAGGAUAUAAUGGAAAUUACUGAAGAAAAACAAACGCCUACAGUCGGUUUUUGUUUUGAGGAAUUAGCAGAGACAGCAGAAUUCGAUGUUUAUAUUAAGUACGCGAGAGAUAUUAAUAGCCCGGCUAAUCGGGAGGUUUUGACAAAUUUAUUAUCAAGACCUGAAGCUAACGCCGCAUUACGAGCAGCAGGUCACGGCUUUAAGGAAGCUGUUAAAUAUUAUUUGCCAAAACUUUUAUUACAACCCAUAUGGCAUUGCUUUUUAUAUUUCGAUUAUAUAAAGGUUUUAAGUAAGCGCACGCCAAAUAUAGAGGACAGUGACACUUUGGAACAAGUGCAGGGUUUGUUGAGACCGUUGCAAAUGAAAUUAAUGAAAUCUGUAUCAAGUCUUCCAAAAAAGGACACGGGCUUGCGGAUGCAGAGCAGAGCGAGGAGACAGGCGGCAUUAGAAAAGACUAGUGAAUUACAAAAGACUGUAGACGGCUGGGAUCAAAGAGACAUUGGACAGUGCUGCAACGAGUUUAUUAGAGAGGAUACGUUAGCAAAAGUGGCUAGUAAUGGACGAAGAUUGACCGAGAGGAAAGCCUUGUUAUUCGACGGUUUAUUAGUAUUGUGUAAACCGAGUGGCGGCAAACGGGUGAGCGUUACUGUUGCAGCGGGUAUUGUUGGAGGUGGACAUCCGGCUCAUCAAGGCGAACUGCGAUUGAAAGAAAGAUUCUUCAUUAGAAAGGUUGAUAUUAUCGACAGGGAAGAUACCGAAGAAUUAAAAAAUGCUUUCGAAAUUGCACCAAGGGACCAUCCUAAUGUUGUUCUUGUUGCAAAAUCCGCCGAGGAUAAGAAUAACUGGAUGGCGGAUUUAGUGAUGUUAAAUACAAAGAGCAUGUUAGAAAGGACAUUGGAUAGUAUACUUUUGGACGAGGAGAGGAAGCAUCCGUUGAGACUACCUCCGGCGCAUUUGUAUAAAUUCGCCGAGCAAGAUAGUCUGGAAAAUAUUGUUUUGGAGGCCAGGGAGAACGGUGGCGUUCCACUGAUUAAAGGUGCUACUUUGAUAAAACUGGUGGAAAGGUUAACUUAUCACAUAUACGCCGAUCCGGCUUUCGUAAGAACAUUCCUCACUACCUACAGGAGUUUUUGCUCACCUCAAGAAUUAUUAACGUUGCUUAUCGAGAGAUUUGAUAUACCGGACCCUUCGUUGGUCUAUGACGAGGAAGAAAAACCUUCCGUCGGUAAAACGACUGCGCGAGAGGAUUGGAAGAGAUACAGAAAGGAAUUCUGUCAGCCUGUGCAGUUUCGAGUUCUGAAUGUUCUGAGACAUUGGGUGGAUCAUCAUUUUUACGAUUUUGAACGUGACAGAAGUCUUUUGGAGAAAUUGCAAUCUUUUUUGGACACAGUCAGUGGAAAAUCUAUGAGAAAGUGGGUUGAUUGUGUACUCAAAAUUGUUCAGAGAAAAUGCGAACCGUCGGAGCAACGACCUAUCACAUUCAGUUUUGAACGAUCUCCACCACCAAUUGAGUGGCAUCUUAAAGUUCCUGAAGAAGAAUAUGGAAUACUUACGUUACAUCCUAUCGAACUAGCGCGACAAUUGACACUGUUGGAGUUUGAUUUGUAUAGAACGGUAAAACCUUCUGAGUUGGUCGGAUCUGUGUGGACAAAAAAGGACAAAGAAAAAACAUCGCCAAACUUGCUGAAAAUGAUCAAGCACACAACAAAUUUUACGAGAUGGGUGGAAAAAUCGAUAGUGGAGGCUGAGAAUUUCGAUGAGAGAGUAGCCAUUGUGUCGCGUGCAAUUGAAAUAAUGAUGGUGCUGCAAGAUCUCAACAAUUUUAAUGGGGUUCUCGCGAUCAUCAGUGCUAUGGGAUCGGCUUCGGUCUUUAGGCUAAAAUUCACGUUCCAGCAAUUGAACACACGAUUAGAAAAAGCGUUGGAAGAAGCGCGAGAGCUCAACAACGAUCAUUGUCGGAAGUAUCAGGAAAAAUUAAGAUCUAUCAAUCCACCUUGUGUACCAUUUUUUGGUAUGUACCUGACCAAUAUUGUGCAUAUUGAGGAGGGAAAUCUUGACUAUUUGCCAGGAAGUCCGGAGCUUAUUAAUUUCAGUAAACGCCGGAAGGUCGCGGAGAUAACCGGCGAAAUACAGCAGUACCAAAAUCAACCCUAUUGUCUUUCAGUGGAGCAUAAGAUAAGACAGUUCAUCGAGAAUCUGUGUCCCUUCGACCCGAAUAUGAAAGAUGAAGAUAUAAACAAUUAUUUGUACAACAAAAGUCUAGAAAUCGAACCGAGGGGUUGUAGACAACUUCCGCGAUUUCCACGUAAAUGGCCAGAGUUGAAUCUAAAGUCGCCGGGAAUUAAAGCCAGAAGUUUGAGCGGAAGGUUGCCGGCUCCGUUACACGCGGUAACGUCCACCGUGAGGUUACACGGUCCUCCCGCGGAAGCGCCGCCUUCUCCCGAAUUGCCGGAAACACCGCCGCACGCAUCACAAAUCACAGUUCCACAUGUAGGGGACCACAGCGUUUUCGCACCUGUCUUAUUAGGACCUGUACCACCUCCAGGAUCACCUAGUCCACCAAGCUUGUCGGGGCUUUCGAUCGCCUCAUCGAAUAGCAGCCCUCAAUUGGGAUCUCCUGGACAUCACAUCUUUUUUAAUUCUGGCACAAUAGGCAUCAUCGGUUCAUCGUUGACAGGUGGAAGUCUUAGUCCGAUGCCGACGCCGCCGUCUCCCAAUACCAUGCCUCCUAGCCAACAACCGCCGCCUCUACCACCCAGAUCUAAUCGAAGACGAGAGAGUUCAUUUAGCGAAUCGCCUCAACAAAAAAUGCCAUGUUCAUAUUAUCAACGAAAACAGGCAAGACAAGCGCCAAACGCGCCCAUUCUUCCCCCAAGAGAUGACAUCUCUCCGCCGCCGUUGCCACCACGAAGAGACAUGCCGCCUGUGACAUUACCGCGAAUUCCAUCGACACUCAACUCGAGCACUUCGGCGUUACUGGCGCGCCGCAAUUCCACGUUAGAAAAUGCAUGCUGCACUGUUGUUCAUCCACGUAGACACAUGUCUUUCAAUGGACCCAGCCCUACAAAACUUCCGCCAGCACAGCCUAACGAAUCAGUGACACCGAGGUUACCACCAAAACCAUUACCAGGACGUCCACCUACCAUGUUCAAUUUCAAUGCUCCACCCGGACCUAGUUAAGCGUUUUUUUUCUUCCCGCAGCUUUUCUUAUCUUUUGGGAAAAGAACAUUAUUCGGUGAGGCAUGGUCCACUCAGUAAAGCGGGCUGAAAUCUUUCUUAUCUUGUUGCAUGAAAAUGAUAAUUAACAAAAAUUGAUAAGUAUCAAAUAUAGGAGGUACUUGAUUUGUGUUUAUAUAUAUAUAUAUAUAUAGUGGCACUUUGAUAAAUCAUGAAAUACCAAAGUAAUGUCGAGAAUAUUCUAUAAUUCUUUGCGACAUUUUAUUCGACACAACUCUCGAGCGAUAUAUUUUAUCAUCACCGUGCGAGAUAACAAUCGUGACUUGUCAUGUUUCGUAAUUUCAUUACUGAAUGGACUACGCCAAGUUUUAGUUACCUGAGAAUGACUUUCUUCCUUUUUUCUUAAAUUCCCUCGUCUCUCCU
Pseudomyrmex gracilis is the source of this 4865-nucleotide messenger RNA. RefSeq names its product protein son of sevenless (gene Sos). The transcript is spliced from 20 exons. Gene Ontology annotation, molecular function: protein heterodimerization activity; guanyl-nucleotide exchange factor activity. The coding region runs from base 471 to 4445 and encodes 1324 amino acids. The record is from RefSeq and is a predicted model, not a curated record. Gene Ontology annotation, cellular component: plasma membrane. Gene Ontology annotation, biological process: positive regulation of GTPase activity; Ras protein signal transduction. Lineage: Eukaryota; Metazoa; Arthropoda; Insecta; Hymenoptera; Formicidae.